Messenger RNA from Cynara cardunculus var. scolymus (artichoke), 1974 nucleotides. RefSeq lists its product as uncharacterized. The coding region runs from base 74 to 679 and encodes 201 amino acids. The transcript is spliced from 2 exons. The record is from RefSeq and is a predicted model, not a curated record. NCBI's taxonomy places the organism in Eukaryota, Viridiplantae, Streptophyta, Magnoliopsida, Asterales, Asteraceae.
GCCAAAGGCGCUCUUUAAAAAUUCCAAUCCUCUCUUCUCUCUUCCAAACCCCUAAUUUCUUCACUGUACAUCAAUGGCGAAUCCAACCAGAAGGGCUAGUGGCCCAGUGCUACGCUCAAACUCUCCGUCUGGAAGGUUCUACAGUUCUCCAUCGUCAAAUUCCUUUGCUUCCUCCACCUCUGCCUUCUCGUCCAGAUCAUCUUCGUUUUUUCAAAACCGAUCUGCGUCUCCUACGCGAGUUAAUCUGUAUGGAUCCUCGCCGUCUCCCUCGUUGUCGUCUGUACGGUUUUCUCUCGACAACCGUUCUAUUUCUCCUAGCCGUUCCAUCUCUGUGAUUCCUAGAGGGAAUAAUCAAGCGGCGAAGAAGCAGUUGCAGGCUCCCAGGAGGAUGUGUAUGUGUUCACCUACUUCGCAUCCAGGUUCGUUUAGGUGCAGCUUGCAUAAGAACUCUAACAACAGUCACAGCGCUACUGCGUCGUAUCCUUCGAACAGACUUAACGCGCGGAGAUCGGCGAUGACAAACUCGCUAGUCCGUAUAGGUACGGUAGAAGGCGGUGAUUUGGUGAGGAGAGCUCUUGCGGCGUUGAUUCGACCGUCGUCUCAUCAGCAGAGACGGAGAACUUCGUUUCAGCCUACGCCUAGUCGGCUAUCUGUCAUGACCAAAGCCGAUGAUCCGUGAUUUUUAAAUUUUCUAUAUGGUUGAUGGCUUUCAUAAAUGUUUGGGCUCUACGGAGCCAACCACGGUGGCGGUGAAUCAGAUCCCGGCGAUUCGGCGAUUGAAGAUGUCGGGACGGACAGUUUUUUAAAUUCCGGUUACCGAAAGAAAUCCUGAACUGGAUAGUAGAUUCCUCUGUGUCUAUGUAUAGUUAUAGAUGAGAAUAUAUAAAAAAAUCAUCAGUGGCUGCCAUCUAAUGGCUAAUGAAGCAGCUUCAAGUUUCUAAACAAAAAUUGAUCACUUAAAAAUUUGGAAAUGAAAUCUAGCUCAACUAAAUCCCUCGAUUCGUUAGAAAAAUUCAGUUAAUCGUUUGAACAACCUAAAGAUUUGCUAUCCACGUGUCGUGAGCUUCCGUCUGUGUUGUUGAUCUCCGUAUCCAUAUUCAUCAUCGUUCCGUGAAGUUCGGUUCAUUCAAUUAUUCUCCUCCAUUCCGUCUCGUCUGGGUUGGGGUUUGAAGUUUCCGUCGACUCCUUUUGUUUCCCAUCCUCAAGUUCCCUCAUUUCUACUUCGUGUUCAGCGUAUCUGUACCGUCGUCCUAACGUAAACGUUAUUUUAUUUUUGUUAAAUAUUUAUUUCUGGUGAUAUUCUUAACGUUGUCUGCUGUUACUUGUUCAUUUCUGGUUGUUCUCUUAUUCCACAGGUUAUCAAUCACUUGGAUCGUCACGUUCACUCAUUAGAGACUUGAAGCUCGUUUUCUUAUGGAUCAUUAGAUCUAUAUAAGGCUAAUUGUCCACAAACCACGUGCAGGUGAAUUGUCCAUUGACCUUUAAGGGAAGGUGGAGAUGGGGAAGAGGCGGGCACACCGGAUGUUCGGUUAAUUGUAAUCCUAAGCAGUUGAAAGUUGAGCACAGUUACCCAAAAGAAGUGGUUUUGUUUGUGGAUCUGGACUUUUAGUCAAAGAACUUGGGAGAGUCGUGCCGUACCGUAAUAUGUGUUUCAUUUACAACUGUAAGUGACCGCCAUCGACUAUCUUUUGCCUAUGCAUUUGUGGAGGAUUUGAUGGACCAUCGGACUCGUUCAAUACUACUCCUGAAAAUUGAAGAUCGUAAAACAACUAAGAAUCUUGCUAUAAAAUUAAUCAGCUGCUGUUGGCUGGGACCCUUCGAUUUUAAAAAAAGGGAAAGACCUGAACUUUAGAUGAACAAGAUUAUGAAGAUUCGAUAACUAUAAAAUAAAAAAGUAAUGGUACAAGAUAAUGAAAUGUUGCGAUUAGAAACAUCAUGAUCAAGUUGUAUUAAUGAAGUUAUUGGUUAGAUUAA